AUGUACAGGACAGGACACCCUCAUGCUUGCUCCAUAAACCUCAUCGCAUUUUGCUACCGCAGCUGUUGUGGCGCACGCAGUGAGCGGAGUGGUGCGCUCCUUCCGGAGUGACUAUGUCGAGUCGGACACCGGCUUUUUUUGCACUGAUCGGAGAUCACUAAGCUCGCUUCCUUUCGAAGAAAAAAAAACGGAAUGUUGUCACUUUGUCUCUCGCACAAGUCGGUUUCAGGAGAGCAGUGAAGACGCCGCUCAUUUACCAUGAGCUGUUUGGAUGUUAUGUACCCAGCCUAUGGACAUUACGCACCGUACGCACCGACUGCUCCUGCUUUUAUUAAUAGCUUACAGGCUCCCACAGGUCUGAGCAGCACUUCGUCUCACUGCAGGGAUUUUAUGGACACUCCCAGCGGUCCCGAAGGGAUGUCUGGGGGCCCAGGCGCUGGAGGAUCAACUUCCUCCUCAUCCUCAUCCAGCUCUUCUUCUUCUUCUUACACCCCCGGGACUUCGAGGCCAGAGGAGGGCCCCAAGGAGAAGCAGGAGGGCCCCGAGGCAGAGUACCUGACUUCUCGCUGUGUUCUCUUCACCUACUACCAGGGAGACAUCAGCAGUGUGGUGGACGAGCACUUCUCCAGGGCCCUCAGCUCCUACAUGGAUGGAGAGGGCAAACGCCGAGCACCAGAGCCACAGAGCACAAGUACCCCUUCACCAAGCAGUCGGCGAAGCUUCCCCCCAUCCUUCUGGGACAGCAACUACUCGUCACCUCAGAGCCGCUCUCACUGCGACACAGGCGCGCCUUCCUAUUCCAUGGACCCAUACGCUUCAGGGCUACACCCGGGCCUGCCACACCCACACGCUCACCCUCACCCACACGCUCAUCCUCACUCCCACCACCAUGCGCCGGAGACCUGGGGAUAUACUCAGGCCCAGGCCUACGGCCCCCCGCGGCCUCUCCACGAACUGUAUUCGCCGUCGGCUUUGGAGCCCCACUACGGGCCCCUGCUCAUGCCCACCGUGAGGCCACCUCAUCUCCCCACCUUGCCCAGCCACUAUGAAGUGAGCAAGCUGGAACCCACCGCCUCCUGGCCAAGCCUGCUUCCCCCAGGAGAUGUCAGCCAGACCCUGGCACUCAACAUAGAAGCAGGCCUCCAGCAGCACAAGAAAGGCAAGGAGCUGUACUGGUUCUAACGAGCCCUUCAGUCACACUGACCAGCCAUUACCAGAUCCAAUUAGUCCCUGGACCUGCUCUGCUAUUGAAGCAGCGUGUCCCUUUAUCCCCCCCACUCCCACCCUCCCCCCCAACACACACACACGCUGCAUCCCCCCCUUCUCUCUGCUCCCAGCCUCCCCUGCCAGUAUACAGCCUUGCUCCAGGUCGCCAUGUGUGCACCAUGGAGAUAAAGCAGAGAGAGGGAGAGAGGAAAAGGGAGAGAGACGGCAAAUGUGAACUAGCCGUAAUCUGUGCUGUCGCGCUCUCUUUCUCAUCUCGCUUUCCGCUAACGCCGCUGCCGGUGCAGCACAGACUUUGGCAAGGUGUGAGCCACGGUGACCUGUUUGGACUGAGAAAGACAGGAUCACAACAGACUUUUUUUUUGCAGCGGACAGAGGGAUGGAGGGACGGAUGGAGGGACAGGGGGGAAGAAAAGCAGCGAGCGGGGAUUUCCUCCAACGUCCCUGGUUAUCUCCGUCUCAUGCUCUGUGUUGGUGCAGUGGUCGUCAUUAUCCACUUAUCUGCAUUUCACAAAUGCAACAUGCAGCGCUAAACAAGAGCAGCAAUCAUGGCAGUUCAAGCUUUGUGACUGUCAUCAUGAGGCCUUCUUCUGGUUGUUAUUAUAUGAUAUUGCUCUUGGAAAUAAAGUGUUUCUAUUUAUUGGUGUUUAUGUGCAUUUCUAAACUGUUUGGCCAGUGUUCUGAGAUUAUUGCGGUUAAGUAUAUCAGUAUCAGUAUAUCGUGAAUUUUAAGGAGUGAGAGAGGGGCGAUAGAGCUCAGCGUACCUUCUGGUGGAGCUUCUCAUCCACCUUUUGUGGAGAACGUCAUCAAAGUCAUUUCCCGGAAAACAUAUCAAAUGUGUUCAGUUGAACAAGAAGUUGUUUGCCCUGAGCGCUCUCACGUGAGUUUGUACUUACAACUUGAUGAUGAUGUUCCAUAUUAGUUCUUUACUUCUUUGUCAUUCUUAGAUGUUUUGAAUUUGGACUUUCUAAAUAUCUUGGGGAUUUUGUUUGUGUGUGUGUCAUUUCUCAUAUUUGUGUCCAAAAAGAUGGUGAUGUCAAUAAAUAUUUUUAUGGUA
Mugil cephalus (flathead mullet) is the source of this 2281-nucleotide messenger RNA. It is a transcript of the gene vgll2b, whose product is annotated as vestigial-like family member 2b. Gene Ontology annotation, biological process: regulation of transcription by RNA polymerase II. Lineage: Eukaryota; Metazoa; Chordata; Actinopteri; Mugiliformes; Mugilidae. The record is from RefSeq and is a predicted model, not a curated record. The transcript is spliced from 4 exons. Gene Ontology annotation, cellular component: nucleus. Bases 259 to 1182 code for a protein of 307 amino acids.